CGUAACAGCUGUUAGUUGGAUUGAAAACAAACAAAAUAAAUAUUUGUUGAUUUAAUUUAAUUGUAUUAAAUAUGGAUUAUAAUAUUCACAAAAUCUGUCGCGUUUGCCUGGAGGAGGUGAAUCCCAUUUCGGUGACUUCCAUUUAUAGCACAGAUUUUGCUAUGAUGCCCUCGGUAAUGCUGAUGCAGUGUGCCAAAAUUCGAGUUUACAAAACCGAUGGCCUGCCUUCGGUGAUCUGCAACAAUUGUAUCUACCGGCUGGGAGUGGCCUUCCACUUCAAACAGGAAUGCGAAAACAGUGAUAUUCGAUUGCGCCAGUAUCUGGGCAUCCUCGAAUCGUGGCGCCAGGAUGCUGCCACCAACACGGAUUUCGUGGAGAAGCCAUCCAUCAUGCAACGCGAUAGCGACGAGGAGGAGCAGGUGGAUACGAAAGUGAGCAAGAGACGAUCGCGCUAUCAAAGAAAGCCCCCAGAGGAGCACAAGAAAAGGGGACCGAAGCCAGUGGCAAAGAUGCCGCACACCUGCUACGAGUGCCACAAGAGCUUCAAGUGCAUCGCCCAGCUCACACAGCACAUUCGGACCCAUACGGGGGAGAAGCCCUAUCAGUGCACCUACUGCAUACAGAGAUUCGCCCAGAAGUACAACCUUAAGGUGCACGAAAGGACCCACACGGGGGACAAACCCUUCCAGUGUGAAAUCUGCUCCAAACAGUUCUCCGCUCUGGGGAAUUUCCAAGCCCACCAAAAGAUCCAUGUGGGGGUGAGGGAUCAGAUUUGUUCGCUGUGUCAAAAAGGCUUCUAUACCGCUGGAGAUCUUUCUAAGCACAUGCUAACCCAUACGGGCAUCAAGAACCACCACUGCGAUGUUUGUGGCAAGGCAUUCAGCCGGCGCAGAGACAUGCGGUCCCAUAAAUUAAAGCUUCAUCCGCUGGAGUCCAGUACGAGUCAUGAUAUAGUGGAUGACGAUGAUGACGAGGCCAUCGAUACCGAUCCUGUGGGCUUGGACACCUUGGAUCAUGCCCCCUUCAAGUGUCCCGAUUGCGACAAGGCUUUCGACACGGCCGAUAACCUUAGUUUGCACUUCCGCACACAUGCGGCGAACAACAACCUGCUGAAUCUUCCGCUGCCACCAGCACCGCCCAUGUCGCAUCACUACCAUCAUGAUGCACUGCAUCACCUGGGACCGCCGAAUCCCGCCACCCAAAUGGGAAUGGCUGCCAUGGCUCAUAUGCUAGCACCACCGCCACCUCCGCCGCCCACGCCUAGUGACGGACGUUAUACAAUGCUGCAUCACACGGCGGCCCAGAGAUUGCAUUAUUAAAGUAUUAUUAGUUACUAAUAUUAUUUAUAUUAGUUAUUAAGAUAAAUAUAUAAAUGGACCUCUGUUUUCCUGUUUUUUGUUUUAAAUAUGUCUCUGCCUUUUUAGGUUUCUAAUAUUGAACACUUUUAUUUUCUUUCGUCUAUAAUAUUUACGUUUAAAAUGGAAUAUUUCUUGUCAUGUCUGCUUCUUUUACAUAUCUUUACAAAUAAAUACAUGUAUGUAGAAAUUUGGCAAGCACAGCUUCUAUAAAGAUUAUUGCUUAAAUGCAAGAACUAAAAUCCCUAUCCGCACACAUACCGCAUGCAUUGUCUUCUAUAUAAAAUUGUCAUUUUACUUUGUAUAUAAACUUAGCUUGAUUUGUGUUUUUUGAGUGUAAAAAAUUGUCGUAUCUCAAUAUUGGUUUGUUUGGUAUUGGUAUGCAUCGUUGGUAUCGGCUUGAUCCAGUUUGUGAAUAUGUCUAUAAAAGCUCCAAAA
Molecule: messenger RNA, 1793 nt
Organism: Drosophila kikkawai
Lineage: Eukaryota; Metazoa; Arthropoda; Insecta; Diptera; Drosophilidae
Product: zinc finger protein OZF
Biological process (GO): regulation of DNA-templated transcription
Cellular component (GO): nucleus
Molecular function (GO): zinc ion binding; DNA-binding transcription factor activity, RNA polymerase II-specific; RNA polymerase II cis-regulatory region sequence-specific DNA binding
Source: RefSeq, a predicted model, not a curated record